UUGGCAAAAAAUGUCGUUACCGACAUUUGUGUCGUAAACGAGCGCGAGCGGGUGCCGAAGGACUUCACCCCCGUAGAUUAUACGUACGACACAAGUUUAGAGGAACGCGCAUUGCGGCGAAAGGUUUUAUGCGUCAAGAAGCAGUUGCAGAGCAGGGCACUGGACGCCGUUUGCGACCUGAUUAUAUUGACGAAACAGAAGGUUUCGCCUCAAGGCUACCACAUGGCUGGGUAUAAUUAUGUUGCGAUGCCGAAUCAGAGGCAAGUGCAUACGAUGCUUAUUUUUUCCUUUUCUCUGUUUCAUUCUUCCGUGGUAAAAUUUCUUGCGAAAAAUUUCCAAAUUGUGUCUCCUGCUACCUUAUAA
Soboliphyme baturini is the source of this 363-nucleotide messenger RNA. Lineage: Eukaryota; Metazoa; Nematoda; Enoplea; Dioctophymatida; Soboliphymatidae. The record is from the annotation of a GenBank genome assembly.